CUGCUGCAGGGACAACGUAAACAUACCGGAGGGUUUCCAAGGUUUUAUGUAUGACAUCUAAGAAAUUGAUAGCCUACUUUAAGACGACAAUACCAAGGAGCUAACAACAAGCAAAAGGUGAGAUAUCUUGCUGUCAUGGUGCAUGUGAAGGCCGGGCAGGUGUCAGAUACCACAGCUGCUGGCACAUGUCUAGAUGCCAUCACCUACCUGCCCCCAGAAAUGGGACUGGCAGUUUUGGAGAGACUAGACAUCCCCAGCCUGUGUCGUGCUGCGCAGACAUGUUCCUCCUGGAGUGAGUUCAUCAGCGACACUGAUUGGCUGUGGAAGAAGGUGUGUCAGAACUGCCAGGACAUCGACCCCAAACUGGUGGAGAUGGACCGUGCAGAGGGACUACCAUGGAGGGCAGCUGUGAUGAGGAACUACGGUGCAGCGGGGAUCCAGCGGCAGUGGAGACUGGGCUUCUUCAGUCAUCCCUCCUCGUACGAGGACAUACCUGACAGGUGCAUGUGCGAGAUGGAUGCCGACACCUGGGGCCAAAUUCUACAGCUGGAGCUGGACAGAUAGGGCUGGAAAUGGUUUCAUCUCCAAGCAAAUGUAUGCUUCCACCAUUUUUGGGCAGAAUUUUGUUACAUAUUUUGCAAAAAAUGCUAAAACUACACACAGCUGCUCAGAAAUUCAAAAUGUCCUACUCUUGCAGUGCUGGAAUUUUACCUUUCAAUUGGCUUUGCUGGUUAACUUAAUUCUAGUUGGUCUUGUUGCUCUUGGCAUUUGGAGGUGUGUGAGAAAACUGUUAAUACAUGUAUUUCAAGCAAGAUUUUUAUUCCUGACAUACAAAUAUUCCUGUGUGAAACCAACAAGGGACAGUGAUAGAAAAUCUAUUGUAAAGUAUUCUGUAUGGUAAAAUUUUACUGGCUUAAAAAGAUAACAUAUGAAACAGGAAAAGUAUUGUAUGACUGUGAGGACAGUUUUGUGUUGUAUGUAACAAUAUGUACCAGUAUGUGCAAUGGAUGAUACAUGAAUAAUAUUCAUACAUACUUUCAAGUAUGUAAAAUGUUGUAAUAAGGAUAGUGAUAGAGGCUAUAUGGGAAAUGUGCAUAAUGACAUACUUGAAUGGAUAUUUAAAAAAAAAACGGUAGACCACAUGAGGAGAAGCAAGGUGAAAGAACUAUUCUAUAAUUAUGAAAAGCCAUGUUUUAAAAAAGUUUUUAAAGAUGUUUUUAAAUAUGUGUCUAUUACAUGUAUAUUACAUGUCAAAUGUAUAUCUAUUUUGCUGAUUGAAUGUAGUCAUAACAUAUAUUUUACAGCUGUGCAUGUACUUAAAGGUUUUUUUAAAGCAUUUGGAUUCUAACCCGUUUCAUUUAAUCAUUAACAUAUUUCAACAGCAUUUGCUAGUAUACUUGUACUCAAAAAUCAACAGCUAUAUCAUUUGAAUGUAUAGUCAUCAAAAAGAGAAUCAAAAUGGUAAAAUCUAAAAACUUUACCAAACAAUGUUAACACUGAUUUUUGUUUUACAUCUUGAUGUGUGAUGACCUGCUUACAUUCUAUAUGGAAGUCUGGGUCACCAAUGGCCAUCAAUCAGAAAAUAUUUUUUUUCCUUUUAGAUUAUUAUCUUGGCAUUGUGAAUAAAUGGGGAUUACAAGUCAUCCAUAUAGAUAUCGGUGAAUCUUGGGGUAAUUGU
This is a messenger RNA of Branchiostoma belcheri (Belcher's lancelet), 1678 nucleotides long. RefSeq names its product F-box only protein 48-like. The coding region runs from base 136 to 564 and encodes 142 amino acids. The record is from RefSeq and is a predicted model, not a curated record. The transcript is spliced from 4 exons. Gene Ontology annotation, molecular function: protein binding. NCBI's taxonomy places the organism in Eukaryota, Metazoa, Chordata, Leptocardii, Amphioxiformes, Branchiostomatidae.